Messenger RNA from Lodderomyces jiufengensis, 2412 nucleotides. RefSeq lists its product as uncharacterized. Gene Ontology annotation, molecular function: monoacylglycerol lipase activity. Lineage: Eukaryota; Fungi; Ascomycota; Pichiomycetes; Serinales; Debaryomycetaceae. The record is from RefSeq and is a predicted model, not a curated record. The transcript has a single exon. The coding region runs from base 1 to 2412 and encodes 803 amino acids.
AUGACAAAAGAUUUAUCUCUAUGGUAUAGAGACAAAGAUAAAUUAAAAAUUGGAGAAGUAAAUAGAUAUAUUGUGGAAUAUAAAAAACUUUCGAAUAAUUCAAACAUAUCGAAAUUUUAUUUUAGAUUAAAAAAUAUCGAAAAUACAGGUAUUAGGGCGAUUCAUUUGUUAAGUGGUCCAUUUAUAUUAUAUUGUCACGUUGUUCCUUGUAAUUAUGAUUCCAAAAAGGAAUUUGUUCCCGAAAACAUUGAGAAAAAUCCUGAAGUUGUAUUUGAGAAUCAAAUAAAACCUAAUCAGUCAUUCAAUGUUGAAUUAUUACUAAAUCAUAAUUCCUUGUUCGAAAAAAAAUUUGAAAAUGAUAUAGAGAUCCAAAUAUAUCGAUGGGAAAUUGAUGUGAUUUCACAAAUUGUAAUUAGUAAAAAGACAGAAGUGGAUUAUGAUCUAAUGAUAGGUGAAGAUUUAAGAGUUAUGAAACAAUUAGGAUUGAAUAAAAUAGCCAGGACUUUAACAAGUAUUGGCAUGAAUGAACAAGAGGAAAAAAUGAUUGAAAAGGAAUCAGAACACGAGAAUAAUUUUAAUACGUCAUUUAACCCACAACUUUCUGUUAUUAAAAAAAAUACUACGGAUAUAUGGAGUAAAGAACCUCCAUAUCCUCAAAAACCUGUACAUUUAAUAAUCGUUACACAUGGGAUUUUUUCUAAUUUAACAGCCGAUAUGUUGUAUUUAAAGGAAACAAUAGAAUCGAAAGUAAAAGAUAAUAUUAUAAUUAGAGGUUAUAGAUACAAUGCAGGGAGAACUGAGAAAGGAGUUAAGAAAUUGGGAAGAAAUGUUGGUGAUUAUAUAAUAGAUAUUUUUGAAAAAGAACCUUAUCAAUUUGAUAAAAUUUCAUUCAUUGCACAUUCAUUAGGAGGAAUUGUUCAAUUAUAUGCUAUUAAAUAUAUUCUACUGAUUAAAGGAAAUGAUUAUUUUGACAAGAUGAAUGUGAAACCAAUAAAUUUAAUAGCUCUAGCAAGUCCCUUUCUAGGUAUAUUAAACGAAUUAAAUUUUUUAUUAUCUUGGUUUUUAGAUAUCGGUACAUUAGGUAAGACUGGUCGAGACUUAACUUUACUGAGAAGAUUACCUGGUUGGAAAGAUGUUGAAUUGAAAGAUCAUCAUACAAAAGAUAGCUUUAAACCGGUUCUAGAAACAUUACCUGAUGAUCCUUUACAAUCUUUCUUAGGUCAAUUUGAGAAACUAACAGUAUAUGCAAAUGCAAUUAAUGAUGGUAUUGUUCCUUUAAGAACAGCUGCACUUUUAUAUUUGGAUUAUGAAGCUUUAGGAGAUGUUAAUCAAUUAAAACGAACAAACCACAUUAAUAAUCAACCAAAUCUAGAGAAUAAAAAUCGAGCUGAAAGCAAUGAGAGUGAAGACGAUGUGGGUGAAGUACCAGUAAGUGAAGAAAGUGAACAGACAAACGAAGCGGAAAGGGCUACAAAUGAUAAUGAUAAGAAAGAAGUCGUUGAAUCGGAUCACAGUAAAGUACAAUACGAAAAACUGAAUCAUAAGAAUCAUAAAUUAAAAUUUGCCAAAAAUAAAUAUAGUCAAUUUUUAAAUUUAAGUUUGCCUGCAAAAGCAAAAUUGAAUAAAAGACAGAGGAAAUAUAAACAUUUUUCAAUUAAAGGAUCAGAUACUGACAAUUCUAUGAAUCUUGAUGCUACUGCUAAGGAUAAUAAUGAAGCUAAUCAAGACAAUGCCAACGAAGAAUCAAAGGAUGAUGAUGAUGACAAUAAUAAUAGUAAUAAUCAUAACAAUAACUCAAUGCAUACAACCAAUUCAAAUACCACAGAGGAAUCAAUAGAAAUUAUAGUGCCUCCAAGGGCCUCAGCCAUUGAAUCUGCAAUUAAUACUCUUAUAUGCCCAAUUCCAUCUUCAGAGUAUAUUAUGAAUCCAGAUACAAGACAACCAGUGAUAUUUCACGAUAAAUUUUAUCAUUUUAAUAAAUCAGAAAUCUCAAAAAUUGAUGACAAAACUACUACUGAUACAAAUGAAAAUCAGUUUAAUAAAUGGUUAAAAGAAUUUAAAAUAUUUAAAAAAUUUUCAGGAAAUUGGAAAUUAUAUAAACAAGUUUUUAUUGCAAAUAAAUAUCAUACUAAUGAAUUAUAUUGGAGAAAAGUUUUAGUUAAUUUACCACCAGAUGCUCAUAAUAAUAUUAUAGUAAGAAGAAGAUUUUCAAAUGGUUAUGGAUGGGGAGUUAUAAAUCAUCUUUGUGAAAAUUUAUUCAAUUGUAAAGAUUUAGAUUCAAAUUUAAAUGAUGAAAAUAAUCAAAUUAAUGAUAUUAAUGACCUUAAUGAUGAUAAUGAAAUUAAAGUUAAUACUAAUAAUGAUAAAAAUUCUUCAAAGGAAAUAGAAAGUUUAAUAAAAGCAAAAAUUUAA